UUUAAAUUACCUCGUAAUUUACUAAACCUAAUUGAAAAGUACAAAAUGUUAAUACCAACAUGUCUUAUAAAAUUAUUGGAAUUAAUACUCACAAUAGCCUGUUUAACAUUACAUCACUACAGUUACGAUUUAACAGACAUUCCGACGUUAAUGCUAUGUUCUGGAACGUAUGUGGGCUACAUUGUGGUGCUCUCUGGAGAAAUUGUUGGGGAAAUGCUAUUCGCGCCCCUGGACUUAGUACAAGAUAUGUACUUCGGUAUUGUUGGAGUUGGUUUGUUCGCGAUCAGCGGGGGCUUCGUGCUGUCAGCCAGGACGAAAAGCACACCAUAUUCAAGGACGGGGGACCAUAAUGCAGCUCUAUUGGCUGGCUCUCUGGCAAUACUCAAUGCUUUUAUAUUGCUCUUCGAUUUGAGUCUGGCGUAUUUGGACUCUGAGCAGUAUGACGAUGAGGCGAGCGUGUAGCGUGAUUUGGUGAAGCAGUAUCAGCAGCGGCGGAUGCCUACAUAGACGCUUGGUGGUCAGCUAUCGGGGGUGUUUUAUACGGCGCGUGUGGUGCUCUCACAUUACAUGGAUGGCGUGAAGUUCCAG
Colias croceus (clouded yellow) is the source of this 588-nucleotide messenger RNA. RefSeq lists its product as uncharacterized. The transcript has 4 exons. NCBI's taxonomy places the organism in Eukaryota, Metazoa, Arthropoda, Insecta, Lepidoptera, Pieridae. The record is from RefSeq and is a predicted model, not a curated record. Gene Ontology annotation, biological process: septate junction assembly. The coding region runs from base 46 to 462 and encodes 138 amino acids.